ACUGCUGUACUUGAACUAUACUUCGAUUAAUCAUAAAUAAUAUAAUAUGGUUUCUGUCAAAGAGUAAACGCAAAUAUGGUCUCAGCUCAAGUGAAUAUGUGAUGCGCUUUUGCUGAGCGUCCGUUUAGCUGCGAUGGCUGCCUCUGACCUCGGGAAAUGGAGGACCACCGCUCUUCUGGUUAUAGAUAUGCAGAAUGAUUUCAUAUUACCAGGCGGUCCUAUGUACGUCAGGGGUGGCGAAGACAUCGUCCCCAACGUUAUUAAGGCUGUUGAGGCUGCAAGAAACCGUGGCAUCCCCGUUAUUUGGGUUGUCCGUGAGCAUGAUCCAUGGGGAAGAGAUGUGGAGUUGUUUCGAAGAGGUUUGUACUCCCCUGGGAAGCCGAAACCAACUUCCAAGGGGAGUGUGGGUGCCGAACUUGUGGAAGGGCUUGUCAUCAAAGAAGGCGAGUACAAGUUGGUAAAGACGCGUUUCAGUGCCUUCUUUAACACAAACCUGCAUUCGUAUCUCCAAAGCAAUGCCAUUACCAGCUUAAUCAUCACAGGUGUCCAAACUCCAAAUUGUAUCAGACAAACGGUGUUUGAUGCAGUUUCAUGGAAUUAUCAGCCGGUAACUGUUAUUGUUGAUGCAACGGCUGCUGCAACGUAUGAAGUUCAUGCUUCAAACAUAUCAGACAUGAAAAAUAUUGGAGUGCUGACUCCUACGCUGCAAGAAUGGUGUGAGUAAUCCGCAGUCCGCACUGCAUUUCAAAGCUUGCAAGUGCAUCUCUCUCUUGCUAUGACAGAUGCUAAAUUCACUUCUCUUUAAGGAAGUCAAGUAUUUUGAAGUACCUACUGUUGUCAGCUCCUGCUGUUAAAUAUGUACUGUACCAAAGCAAAACACAAAACUGCAUGCUUGUAAGAUACUAUUAAAAAUCAUAAAAGUUCCUAGCUAUUCAGUUAGCAAAAGGUUACUGCCACUUGUGUACAUGGUAAGCUUUCUUUUUACUGUAAGUCGCAAAAACAAUGACCAAAACGAAAGUAUAACUUCAUCAAACUAAGCUACCAGUUAAUCAGUUAAUG
This is a messenger RNA of Cuscuta epithymum, 1059 nucleotides long. NCBI's taxonomy places the organism in Eukaryota, Viridiplantae, Streptophyta, Magnoliopsida, Solanales, Convolvulaceae. The record is from the annotation of a GenBank genome assembly.